UCUCUCUCUCUCUAGGGGCUAAAGUAGGGGCUAGAAACUGAGUUGCUUGCCCUUUUUUCCGGGAAAAAUAUCUGCCUGCAGACCCCCCGUCAUAUAUGUUUUCAUCAUCACCCUUUCAUGGUUAAUUCUAGGAUUGAUCAAACAUCCAUCCAUGUUUAGAUUCAAAGAACAUUAAAAAGAAAAGAUCCUAAUUGGCUGGCUAUACCUAGCCCUAUUGUUCUUUUUCCUCUUACUUUCUAUAUAUACACACACUUCAUCCUCUCCAUUAGCUUUUCCUCCCACUCCCCUCUCUCCUGUACGCAUACUGCAACAUUUACAGUGCUUCAGAUGUUCAUCGGAUCGGUUGUUUAAUAAGAAUCUAUUGUCAAGCAAUAAUUUUGAUGGACUCUGUUGAUCAAAACUUCGAAAAUAGUUCGAAUAUUCCAAACCCUAUGAACUCUCCUCCACUAACCAUCCCCACCGCCACUACUACUGUAGUCGGCGGCUCAUCCUCCGCCUCCACAUCACCUACAACACUCAGCCGCUACGAGAACCAGAAGAGGCGGGACUGGAACACGUUCGGGCAGUACCUCCGCAAUCACCGGCCCCCGCUCUCUCUCUCGCGCUGCAGCGGCGCACACGUGCUGGAGUUUCUACGCUACUUGGAUCAAUUCGGGAAGACUAAGGUGCACACGCAACUUUGCCCCUUCUUCGGUCACCCGAACCCGCCCGCCCCUUGCCCGUGCCCGCUCCGGCAAGCGUGGGGCAGUCUGGAUGCGCUGAUAGGGCGACUCCGUGCCGCGUUUGAGGAACACGGAGGUAGGCCUGAGGCGAACCCGUUCGGUGCCAGGGCAGUUAGGCUUUAUCUCCGCGAAGUCCGGGAUUCUCAGGCCAAAGCCAGAGGAAUUAGUUACGAGAAGAAGAAGCGAAAGCGGCCUCCACAACAGAAUCAGAACUCACAACCUGCUGCUGCCGCUUCUAAUAAUGCUAGUGCAAGCCAGUAAGCGCUACUUCAUCACCAAAAUUUGCACCCAAUAUAUAUAUCUAUAUAUAUAGAUAUAGAUAUAAAAGACAUGUUUUAUUUAUCUUUAUUGAUUAAUCAUGCGAAUUAGGGUUUAUUAUUGCAUUUUCUCUGCUUGCUUAAUUAUAUGGAGGUUGUGAACAGCUUGACUGGAAUAUUGUCGUGGGUAAUUAAUGAAUUAUUAUUGGAAGCAUUAUUAUGUGUUUUUGCUCAAUUAUUAUCAGUACUAGUAGAGUUGAAGAUGAGCACUGUAACUGUGAAAGAUUUUGGAGAUCAUGUUAUGUGUCUUGUUUUGGGUUUCUUGUCUUUGUAUAUGGAAUUGGCAAAUCAAUCAGGCAUUAAAAUAAAGGGAGGGUGGGUACUGGAGUCUGGAGGAGGUGUAGCUUUUCAUAGAUUAUGUCAGUUUUGUCGAGCACUAUAUUACUAUACAUGGUAUAUUUGUGUGUGUAUUUAUAUUUGGUAACUUUGAUGGUUUAAUUUUACUCUUUUCACUCU
Messenger RNA from Tripterygium wilfordii, 1495 nucleotides. RefSeq names its product protein LIGHT-DEPENDENT SHORT HYPOCOTYLS 4. Gene Ontology annotation, cellular component: nucleus. The transcript has a single exon. The record is from RefSeq and is a predicted model, not a curated record. NCBI's taxonomy places the organism in Eukaryota, Viridiplantae, Streptophyta, Magnoliopsida, Celastrales, Celastraceae. The coding region runs from base 381 to 983 and encodes 200 amino acids. Gene Ontology annotation, biological process: response to light stimulus; mRNA transcription.